AUGAAGCUUUCUGCUUUUCUAUCUGUUAUCCAAGCUACAAAAGCUGAUGAUUCCUGCCCAGAUCAAGAACUAGGGGACCUCUGUGACGCGAAUUGCCGCGAUACCCUUACCUCCUGCCUUGCAGCUUGCUCCAACGCUUCUUGUCAAGAACAGUGCUACAAUUCUUACAGUACUUGUUCCUUCCGAUGUCCCUGUAACAUCUUCUGCCCAGACGGGUGUAAAGAUUGCGACAACGAAAUCUGCCCCGAAGACGGCUGCCCGGAUCAGGAUUUGGCCGACAUUUGCGAGAAUACAUGCUCAGAGGAGCUAGGAACCUGUUUGGGAGAAUGCUCAGAUGCUAGCUGUCAGGAAAACUGCUACAUUUCGUACAGCACUUGCUCAUUCCGAUGCCCCUGUAACAUCUUUUGCCCAGAUGGAUGUGAGGGAUGUGAAAAUGAAAUUUGCGAUGAUGGAACUUGCCCAGAUGAAGAGCUGAAGGAAAUCUGCGAGUUAGACUGCUACGAUGUUCUUCAAACAUGCCUUGAAGGUUGUUCAAGCGCAGAAUGCCAUGAAACUUGCUACAAUGAUUUUGUCAAUUGUGAUCUACACUGUCCUUGCAAUAUUUUCUGUCCUAACGGGUGUGAGGGUUGCGAUGAAGCGCUCAUUUGUGGCGGCGAUGGAGGCAAUGGCCCGAGAAGAAUCGUUCAUCUUGGCGAUGCUGGAGGAAACGACUUAGUUGGUGCGGCUUUCUUCAAUACUGACGAGUUUGGCGAAAUUUACGAAAAGCUCAAGCUCCAGAUUCCAGCUUCUGGGCAAUCUAAUACGGCCCUCAGAAACGCAGGCUUCGCUGUUUACAAAGACGAAGUCUUCACCUUUGGAGGUCAAGUUCGAGAGGACCUGAGGACAAGGAUUAUGAAACUCAAUGGCUGCACAUUUACAGCUCUCUCCAAUCAAUUGGUGAAGCCCUACAAUUCUUAUUAUGGAUCUAUUGCAAUCUGGGAUGGUGGAAGCUGGGAGCCGGAAGGCGUCUACCUUUGCUUCGGCAGCUGGGACUAUCGAAAAUAUUGUGAGCGGUUCAACGGAACUUCUUCUACUCGAAUCGCAACCGCAAAAGAUUACCAUCAACAUGGAGCAAUGUGCGUUUAUGAGAACCAGCUACUCGCCAUCGGUGGAAUCACAGCUACUGAAAAAAGUGUCGAGAUCUUUAAUUGGGAGUGGAACAAGACCACAGAUCUUCCUGUCGCGGCGAAUUAUUCGCCAUGCGUGAGUGUCGAUGAAGGAGUGUUGCUGUUCACCCAAGCAUCUUCAGGAAGCACAUCGAGAGUCUGGCUCUUUAGCGAACUAAAAUGGUCACAAGUUGGAAAUUUUGUAAAGGGCGCGUAUGGUUUUACCGCCGCGAAACUGGAUAACAACACCAUCAUGAUGUUCCCCGGGCAAUAUGGAAAGUCUGCGUACCGGACGAUUUGGGACGGCGAGAAAAUUGACCUUCAGAAGACUCAGCAAAUACUGACCAAUGGAGAACUAAGACACGAUAAUGUCAUGCAUCCAAUCGUUUUUGAAGGAGCUCUUGAUUGUUUAGAAACAACUUUUUAG
Oikopleura dioica is the source of this 1572-nucleotide messenger RNA. Lineage: Eukaryota; Metazoa; Chordata; Appendicularia; Copelata; Oikopleuridae. The record is from the annotation of a GenBank genome assembly.